Leptopilina boulardi is the source of this 525-nucleotide messenger RNA. RefSeq lists its product as uncharacterized. The record is from RefSeq and is a predicted model, not a curated record. The coding region runs from base 1 to 525 and encodes 174 amino acids. The transcript has a single exon. NCBI's taxonomy places the organism in Eukaryota, Metazoa, Arthropoda, Insecta, Hymenoptera, Figitidae.
AUGUUUUUUGGAUACGCGAAUGACAUAGCAGCACUGAUCCUCGCAAAAGACUUAGAAAAAGCACAAUUAACUUUAAAUCUUGUCAUGCGGCGAAUAGAAAUCUGGAUGAAGAAGCAUUCCCUAAGCUUGGCACUGCAGAAGACAGAGGUGACGAUUCUGACAACCAGUCAAAUAAUUACACUUCUACCAAUAACAGUCGGAACGGAGGUGAUCCAAACCCAGAGCUCUACAAAGUAUCUGGCUAUUAAUAUAGAUACUAAAUUGAAUUUUGCCGAUCAUAUUAGAAGUGCGGCAAAUAAAGCAACGACGGCUACGGCCAAUCUAUGUAGACUAAUGCCUAAUAUCAACGGCCCAAAACCAAGCAAACGAAGGCUCUUACUGUCUGUCGCUCAGUGUAUAAUGUUGUAUGGGUCAGAAAUAUUUGCAGAUGAACUGAAAAAAGGAAUUCGUAGAAAACCUAUGGAAGAUAUUCAAUCUGAAGGAGCCCAGAGGAUAAUAAGUUGUUACAAGACAGUUUCCGCCUAA